This is a messenger RNA of Didymodactylos carnosus, 564 nucleotides long. Lineage: Eukaryota; Metazoa; Rotifera; Eurotatoria; Philodinida; Philodinidae. The record is from the annotation of a GenBank genome assembly.
AUGUCAUCAACAGCCAUCAUACGACUUUUGGGAGAUAUGACAACACAAAUGAAUCGUUAUGCUUCAUUGCCAAUGUUACUACUUGGUUUGAUUGGUAAUAGUCUCAACGUUUAUGUGUUUACACGUAAAGUGUUGCGUAAAAAUCCGUGUGUCAUUCUAUUCUUUUGUUCAACAAUCGCCAAUUUUUUUGCCUUACUUGUCGGUUUACUUGCAAGAGCAACAUUGGGCUUCGGUUGGGACCCAACAGUGUAUAAUCAAGCAAUAUGUAAAUUAAAAGUUUUCGUACUAUUAUCAUCACAAUUCAUAGCCACUUGGCUCAUUACCAUAGCCACUAUUAACCGAUAUUUAUCAAGUAGCCGAAAUGCAAAAGUACGCCAAUAUAGCAGUCAAAAAGCGACUUAUCGGGCCAUUAUGGCUCUGGUCGUCAUUACUUGUAUCAUUCAUGUUAGAGUGUUCUAUUGUUCAACAGCAGAUGUUAGACAAGUCCCACCGUGUACUGAUCAUAGUACAUUCAAAAAUCAUAUAGCUGCUCUGGUAGCCUCAUUUUGUUUCAGUAAAAGAUGA